Messenger RNA from Monodelphis domestica (gray short-tailed opossum), 5955 nucleotides. RefSeq names its product zinc finger and BTB domain containing 43 (gene ZBTB43). Gene Ontology annotation, molecular function: protein binding; DNA-binding transcription factor activity, RNA polymerase II-specific; RNA polymerase II cis-regulatory region sequence-specific DNA binding. The record is from RefSeq and is a predicted model, not a curated record. Gene Ontology annotation, biological process: regulation of transcription by RNA polymerase II. NCBI's taxonomy places the organism in Eukaryota, Metazoa, Chordata, Mammalia, Didelphimorphia, Didelphidae.
AGCUGCAGCGGCUGCUGCUGGGGCUGUUGAAGGGGGGCAGCGGGGCCAAACUGGGGCCAUUCGCCGACGGCUGAGGUGGAGGAGGGCGAGGGAAAGGCUGCCGCGGGGCGAGGGAGCGAUGUAAGAGGCCAACGCCCAGUAGUUUUGGAUAAUGAAUAGCCAGAUGAUCCUGGGAAAUGACACUAGAUAGCUUCAACUCUUCCCAAAAGUACUGAACUAGAUUUGUAAUGAAAUGGAGUCUGGAACAAGCUCUUUUCGAGUGGAAUUUCCUGAUUUUUCCAGCACCAUUUUGCAGAAACUAAACCAGCAGAGACAACAAGGACAAUUAUGUGAUGUUUCCAUUGUAGUCCAAGGACACCUUUUCAGGGCUCACAAGGCUGUUCUUGCUGCCAGCUCACCUUACUUUUGUGACCAGGUGCUACUGAAAAACAGCAGAAGAAUAGUUUUGCCUGAUGUUAUGAACCCAAGAGUUUUUGAAAACAUCCUUCUCUCUACUUAUACAGGACGACUAGUAAUGCCUGCUUUAGAAAUUGUCAGUUAUCUGACAGCAGCCAGUUUCCUCCAGAUGUGGCAUGUGGUAGACAAAUGCACUGAGGUUUUAGAAGGAAAUCCUACAGUCCUUUGUCAAAAGUUAAAUCAUAGCAGUGACCAUCAAUCACCAAGUAGCAGUAGCUACAAUGGCCUAGUUGAAAACUUUGAGCUUGGUUCUAGUGGACACCCAGAUUUCCCUAAAACCCAAGAACUGAGAGAUGGAGAGAAUGAAGAAGAGAGUUCCAAAGAUGAAUUGUCAUCUCAGCUAACUGAACAUGAAUAUCUUCCUAGCAACUCCUCAACAGAACAUGAUAGACUAAGUACUGAAAUGACCAGUCAGGAUGGUGAAGAAGGAGCCAGUGAUAGUGCUGAAUAUCAUUAUACAAGGCCCAUGUAUAGCAAGCCCAGCAUCAUGUCUCACAAACGUUGGAUCCAUGUUAAGCCAGAAAGAUUUGAACAGGACUGUGAAGGUGUUGAUGUGCAUGCUGCUUAUGAUGAGCACCAGGUCACUGAAUCAAUCAAUACUAUUCAGACAGAUCACGCUAUACAAUCUUCAGGUGUGGAUGAGGACUUUCACAUUGGUGAAAAAAAAGUUGAAGCUGAGUUUGAUGAACAAGCUGAUGAAAGUAAUUACGAUGAGCAAGUUGAUUUCUAUGGCUCUUCUAUGGAAGAGUUUUCUGGAGAAAGAGCAGAUGGGAAUCUUAGUAGCCACAGACAGGAUACUAUUAUAGCAGCAGGCUAUAGUGAUAGCAUUGAAAUGGUGACAGGCAUUAAAGAAGAAGCUUCCCACUUGGGAUUUUCAGCUGCUGACAAGCUGUACCCUUGUCAGUGUGGGAAAAGCUUCACUCACAAGAGUCAGAGAGAUCGGCAUAUGAGCAUGCAUCUUGGUCUUCGGCCUUAUGGCUGUGGUGUCUGUGGUAAGAAAUUCAAAAUGAAACAUCACCUUGUUGGCCACAUGAAAAUUCACACAGGCAUAAAGCCUUAUGAGUGUAAUAUCUGUGGGAAACGAUUUAUGUGGCGGGACAGUUUUCAUCGGCAUGUGACUUCUUGUACCAAGUCAUAUGAAGCUGCAAAGGCUGAACAAAAUACUACUGAUGUUAAUUAAAAAUAGGACGUGAAUUUUUUUUAGUGGUGUGCACAAAAAUAAACUAUUAUAAUUAUGCAAAUUGUGUGCACAGAUGAUGUGUGGUACUUGCUAUUAUGAGACUAGCUUAAAAAUUGGAGGAUAUUUCUGAAAGACUGUAUGUAAGUAGGCCAAUUUUAAAAGUCUAAUUUCUCAAGUCAAUAUGCUUCAGUCCUGCCCUGAGUUCAGUCUCUGCUAACCCACCUCUCAGCUGAUUUUCAAAACUUCAGGCCAGUUGUGAUAUAGGUGGGCUGUUUUUAUUUUAUUUUUUUUGUUUGUUUUUAAUGUAGCCACCUACAUUUAGAACUGGACUGAAAAUGUAAGUUUUUGGUUUUGUUCUAUUUUUCCCAGAUAGUAAACAACCUUUGGUCACUCAGAACUUAGUCCUGUUGAAAUAUUUUUCCUUUUUUAUUUUGCCUUUAUUAAUAUCUGAAUUUGUUUAAGUUAAAUAGCUAUUUUACCAAACAAAUCCUGUUGUGUAAAAAGCUCAAAUGAUAUGGCUCCUAGAAGGAGAAAUUAAAUAGAAUUCUUUUGAUCUAAGUUUUAUCUUUUUAAAGGAUAUUUUCAUUAAAACCAUGAAGGAGGAUGCAAAGUAGGUAACAGUCUAACUUGGUUCAAUAGUAACAUGGUACAAGCUUCAUUUUUUUUUUUUGGUGAUAUACUACAGUAAUGUUUAUCAAGUACAUACAAGGUUUUAUAUUUUAGUAUACUGCAGUUUGAAAAAUUAUAUCUAAUUAUAAUUCACUAGCUGUAGAACUAGUUACCAGAAAUUAGUAUUUCUAAUUGGCUUAAUGUUCCUGUUCCUAUUCACGUGAGUGACUAGAAGCUACCACUCUAGUAGAAUCCCUAUGUUAACUUCUUCAUAUUGGUCCUGAUAGUAACCCUGAAUAUAAGUCCUAUAUGUUGCUGCUCAGAGUUGUGAGCCUAUUGCAAAAAGUUGAACUUUCUAAUAAAAAUCUGUCACUCAUUGGUAACUGGGACAAAAAAAAACAAAACAAAACAGAGAUAAAGCUUACAGAUAGAGGAAAGGAGCCCUUGUAUUUCAGGAGUUGGAUUUAGUAUAGCCCUGUAGUUAUGAAGCCACAAAUAACUAGAAGCAGAAUGCAGUGUGAGUGCAGUAGAGAAGAGCUGGUAACAAAUUGUUUGGGUGGCACAUUGGGAUCUCUGCUUCAAUGUCAUCCAACUUGAUUAUAGGUACCUGUCUAAAAGGGGGUGGUAGCUUUUGAAAAUAAGAUCCACAUGAGCCCAUGAUGUAAAUCUUUUUAGGGGCUGGAAAAUAUUUCAGAAUGGAAAAGAAGAAAAAAAUUCCAAUUUUAGCAGAGCAGUUUGGAGAGUCAAGCUCCUGAAUUAUACUGCAGCAUAAAUUAACAAGUCCACACAUCUGUACAUAUAGAAAACAAGAAAGUGACAAUUCUGAGAUUUUUUCCUCCCUUUCAGUCUGAUGUACUGGACUGAAGACUGCUUUUUAGAAAUGAAGUAAAUCAUAUUCUGAAAUACUUGUAAGCUCUGUGAUAUACCUAGAUUUAUCAUUGGGGUGGGACAGGGUGCUAUAAUUAUACUAACUUCUUUUGACAUACUGGUUGAUUGCUUCCAAAUUUUAAGUCUGAAUAUUAUCAUUUUGUAGGGAAAAUAGCUUUUCCUUGGACUCUAACUGAAAUUUGGUUUAAAAAAAAAUUGGCUUUGCACAAAUAUGGUUUUGCCAUUGCUGGCAAUGGACUUACUCAAACUGCUAACUCCUAGGAAUUCAAGUUCUUUAACACUGUAUAUGGACAAAGGAAAAGUAGCUCAUUCUUGUAAUCAACGUAAUUAACAGGGAUCUACUCACUAACACUGUAUCCUUCUCAAUAUAGAAAGCACUUUGUAUUUAAAUCUCUUUAUACAUAUAUUGUUUUUUAAUUUAGAAGCUAUAUAUUACCUCCUGAUUGAUUGCCACAUUAAUACUGUUUUCUUAAUAUUGAAAUGUCUGCCAGUUGCCAGUCUUUUCUUUGUUUACAUGACUGGAAUUGUGUAGAGGUGACUAUACAAUCCAAUUCAAUUUUUUCUUACUUUUUGAAGUGGUCCUAGUCCUUCUAUGUGAUGAGAAAUUGCUUUAUGACAUUAUUAAUGAUGUUGUGAAACAAUUUACUUUUGCCAAAUAACUUCACUCUCUGCUGAGGUGUUAACAAAGUAUAUUUCUUACCUAUGUGAAAGCUUUCCUUUAAAAAAAUUUGGUUGGAAAGUUUUUAAGAGUUUGAGCUAGAAAAUACAAAUAUAGGGAAUGUCUAUCUUUCAGCUGUUAAAUUCAAUGAAACAAAAUUGUCACAAGUAAUUUGAAGAUUAUUUUUUUUAGUUUAUUCCACUACUUUCUUAAUUAAUCUCUAAGCCCCCAGUCUGUGAUGGGCUCUCACAUCAGUUUUACAAGGAUUUUCUAUGUUAAGUACAGUUUUACCUUAUUCAAAUAGAUUGGUACAUUGGAAUCUUGAUGUGUAUGCCAACUGCUAACUUAUCAUUCUUUAUUUUUAUAAUCCAAGCUCAACUUGUCUGUUGUCUGAUGCUGUUUAUAUAAUAUAUUAAGGUUUCAUUUUAAAAAAUGGUAUGUUUAAGCAAAUUAACCCCAGAUACUCUUAGCAGGACCACUCUAAUGCUUACUACAUUCAGAUAGCACAAACUCUUCUCCCAGCAUGAAUUGAGCCAGUUAAGGAGGGUGGGGAAAGGCGACAGGCAGAGGCUUGGAGAAGAGGGCUUUUAAUAUAUCUGUUAAGAGAAAUUUUCCAACUCUAUCUUUUAAAGAUAAAAUGAUUUUAUCCCCUUUAGAAUCCUUUCUCAGUUAUCACCUUUGUAUUGGGGGUGAUUGCUCUCUUUCUGUUCUCUAGCCUCGGCACUAGUUUAGAAAUCUUUAUUUUAUUUUAUUUUCAAAAUUAUUGUGCAGAAGGGAAUGGGAGAGGUCACACUUACAAAGCCUUCUGUAGAUAAUGGCGGUGAUAUCAUCCCCUCCGGUAUCCAGUUUUUAUCCAAGUCUUAGCUUAAGCUUUAACUUCAUCCUGAUUUUAAAAAAGGCUCCACUUAAUGAGGACUGUGAAUGUUACAUGACAUUAUUAAUGCUAGCACUUAUAUCAUGCUUUUAAUUUUAGAAGCACUGACAGGACAUGAAAAUCAUCUACUUCAUAAGUUAGACAUCACCAUUUUAUAAAGAAGGGAACUGAGGCUAAGGUUAAGUGCCUUUUCCCAAGGCCACCCUGGGAUCAUAUGGGAUUAACCUCAGGAGUUCUUGGGUCCCAGCUCUUUGAUUCUGACUACUAGACCAGACCUUUCUCAGUUCCUUUCUUAUGGUCACCAGUUCAGACUGAACGGAAGAGAAUUUAUAACUAGUCCCCUUAUUCUCCCUCCCCCAAUUUAGGGGUGAUAACCAAGUUUUAAGGUUAUUAUUUUGAAGAGCUCAUUAGGAUACUCCUAAAAAUUUUAGGGUCUAGUUCCUCCUAUAUAUGGUGUGCAUUGCCAGGUACUUUGGAAGCAAAAUUGGAACAUGUGUACACAAGAACAACAGCGAUACCUUUUCUUCCCCCAGGGCAAGAGGUGCUACAGACUCCACAUAUCAAGAUUGAAUAGAAAGAGUUCAGAUACUGCCAAAUCAGGGUCUUAGUUUCAUAAGGUCCACAUUUUGAUGACUUGGGAGUAGCAAGGAAUGAGACUAAACACAUGCAGGAUCUCCUCCAAUAUAAUCUUAAGUGAAUUUUAUUUGAUUUGUGCCACUAAUAUUUAUUGAAGAUGCUUUUUUGAGUUACUAACUCAGAAGGUUCCAUCUUUCAACGAAACCAGAGUUUUUCUCUGAAAUGGCAAAGUAUUUGCUACUUAACUAUUUCAAUGAAUCUGUUUCUAAUUUAGAAUAACUAUACUGAACAGUGCCCUGAGGGAAAAUGCUGGAACACAUUUCUUAAAAUGUGAUUUUUUUUUCCUUGCUUGAAGCUUGUGUCAUAUGUCAGUUGUUGCUGCUUUGUUUCCUUUUUUUUAUGGGGUUUUCAAUAUUUCUUCCAGAAAUUUACUUUUAUUUAUGCAAGUCAGGUGAAUCUUCCUUGAACUACAAACAUAAUUUUAUUCUAAGGAAAUUGUCAUUUAAGGUUGCAUAUCUUAUUGAUAUUUUGUGAAAUGUUAUGCCUGUAUUGCAAAGGUUGAAUAGUUUUGUCUUUAUAUAAUAUUGCUGUCUUCACUGUACAGCAUGGUUUUACUUAAUUUAAUGUUACUGUUUAAUAUUUUCUUCUUAUAGAAGAGACCAUGCCCUUUUGUAUGACAUGUUUUAAUAAAUGUUAUCUGUCAACUUCGUAAAA